AGACGGAGCGCGAGAACGACAUGACUGAAGAAAAUAAUAAUACGGCAGAAUCGCUUACCGGCCAAACGCAGCAGCACGGCAGCAUCAUCACCAUCCAAACCACCCUGGGAGAUGAAGAUGAAGAUGUUCACAGAUGUGGGCGAUGUGGCGAGGAGUUUUCGGCUUUGGAUAUCUUUAUCCAACACAAGCUUAGUCGGGUUUGUAAGCAUUCGUUACAGGCCUCACAGGUGAAAGACUGCGAUAAGGAUGAAGAGCUGGCUAAUGAUGCAAACAGAUCCUCAAUGGAUGAGGACGGGGGCAGGUUAACCACGAACAGAAGGACAGGUCACACACCGAAGGAGCAUGGCGAGUCUGAAAACAGAGACAGUUUAGAGCAAAGUAAAACAGCCUUAAAGCUCAACGAGGAAGGGCGCUACGUUUGUCACGUAUGUGAGAAGACGUUCAAAACGGUAAAUAUCCUGAGGACACACUUGUCCAUUCAUACGGACAAAAAGGACUUUAAGUGUGAUCUUUGUGAGGCUGCGUUCCGAACCAAAGGCUCUCUGAUUCGCCACAACAGACGGCACACGGAUGAGCGGCCUUACCAGUGCAAUCAGUGUGGCCUCUCCUUCAGAGAGUCUGGUGCUCUGACGAGACACUUAAAGUCGCUGACACCGUGUACAGAGAAGAUCCGUUACAGCCAGUGCAAGGAGAUUCUUUUCAGCAAGGAUGGCAUUUGCACAGAAGUGCAGCAACCUCCUGUGCUCCCUGAGAAGGAGCAGCCGCUGCCUGUGGUCAGUGUGGUGCAGACGGUGCAAGAUGCCGUCCACAUCCAGGUGGUACAAGACCUAGGACAAGUUCAACAGGUGAUAUCACAGCCUGAAGCCGAAGCUGUUGCAGAAGGAGACAGUCUAAUCUGCCAAGCUAUAAUCAACUCGGGCAUUGCUCUUGAGACUGAAGCUGUCGAGGCUGCAGGACAGGCAGAGGCCCGGUCGCCUAAAGAGGUCCUUCAGAAUCCUGAGGCUGAGGGCAGAAUCUCAGAGAUUCAGGUGACUGAGGAAUGUGUAGAGGUGGAGGCAGAGACUGUGGAGACUUCAGAGAAAUGCAUGGAACUCUUUUCGUCAAAGGCGCACAAAUGUCCUCAGUGUGAGCGAACAUUCAGAACAACUUCUCACUUGCGCAUCCAUCUUAAAGGACAUGCUGGCUACAGGCCAUUUAAGUGUGUGACAUGUCAGAAGGAGUUUUUAACUGGCUAUAUGCUGAAGAAACACAUGGAGAUGCACGUGACUGAGCGCAGGUACAAGUGUGGCGAGUGUGGCAAGCUGUUCAAGGCUAUAGGACACGUACGUGAACACAUGAGGGCGCACUCCAAUGACCGGCCACACCACUGCAACCUCUGCAACAAGAGCUACAAGACUAAGAAUGCCCUUCAGGUGCACCAGCGUACGCAUGGCGAGGACAAACCGUAUGCAUGUCCAAACUGCUCUCGGGCAUUUCGUGAAAAAGGUGCUCUGGUGCGUCACAUUCGCCACCACACCGGAGAGAAACCUUUUAAAUGCUCCAAAUGUGGUCGUGGAUUUGCUGAGCAUGGCACGCUCAAUCGUCAUUUACGAUCAAAAGGGGGGUGCCCUGUAGCGCAGAAGCCAGAGGUGUUGCUGAGCCCCGAGGAGCAGCAGGAGGGUAACAGACUGGCAGAAGCGAUCAUUUCUGACGAUCCCCAUGCUGUGCUGGUGGAAUUUUCCUCCGUGGCUGACACUCAGGAGUACAUUAUAGGAACAUCAGCUGAAGAGACUGCCCAAGCAGAGGAGGUGUCUGUUAGCCGUGAUGAUUCUAACCAGUUUGACAGCCAAAUCAUAAAGGUGGUACAGCAGGUUGUGAGUCAGGCACAUGGAGGUCAGCAAAUCAUUGUGCGUAACGUGGCAGCUGAUGAGAAGCCUGGCGUUUUCGACACCGGUGACACCAUCACCAUCGCUACACCUGAGAGCCUCACCGAGCAGGUGGCCCUAACUCUCGCCAGCGCCAUCAGCAACGGUGCCCUCCUGAGCAGCUCCUCCUCAACAGAAGGCACUGCUGCAAUGGAGCAGGACGAGCAUUACGUCAUCGCUUCCUCUGACGAGAUGGAGAUUCAGACUGUUGUGGUGGUCUGAUACAAAACCAGUACACGCUGAUCUUGAGUGAAGAACAUUGUGACUGUUGCAAAAAAACACCUGUAGCAGGUUGCUCAUCUCUUUUUGCCUUAUCUUGAUUAUUCUCAAAUGUUUGCACUUACAAAAAGAGGAUAAUGAACCUGUAUUGGGUUCUUGACUUGUGUACAAUGAUUUCACAAGGCAUCGGAUUAUUUUUAUAAUCGUAUUGUUGUUACUUAGCUGCAAUUAAACCAAAUGACCCUGUUUGUUCCCCUUAUUUUUCCUUAACCACAUGUACAUAAAGCUCAUAGGAAGGUUUUAUGAAGAGGUAAAAAAGUAAAAAUAUUACACUGCAUGGUUUUUUUUUUAUUAUUAAAUAUUGUUUCAGUGCAAAUUUUAUUUAUUCUAAUUGUAAGCCAGUUAUUAGUGUCUACUGCAGGUAAUAUCAGUGGUGCUUCAGGCUUUUCUUGCUUCUCUUGAAAUGAAGUCAUACUACUUACUCACUCCUGAUUUUGCUUUGUUUUUUUUCUUUUCAGUUUGUUUUCUUCAGUACACACUGCCAAGUGCUCCUAGACUGUUUGUUUAAAGUAUUUAAUAUGAAAAUGAUUGAUAUGUUUUGCUGUCUUUUGUGAUUCAUGUUCAGCAAGCUCUUUAUGUUCAGAAGAGAUUGAGUUGUGAGUCUUGAUUCAAUCUUCUUUGUAACUGACCCUUCACAACUGUGCGCUUAGCAAGAGAUGGAUGGAGUUAGUAGAAUCACUCGCCAGGCAGAUCUGGGCCACAGCAGACAAUUUCUCACCUUGCUCUGAGGUUUUUUUUCCCCCCUACUCCCCUCCGGUCUUCCCUCCUGUCAGGUCAUAACUAAAUUUGCUGUUGCUAAGGAUAUAAUUUUUAUUACCCCUCAGGGUCCUGACAUUUUUUAUUAUUAUUUUUGGCAAAGGCUGAACUAUUAAAAUUGAUCAAAUCUAAUGACCCUUGCAACGACUUUUAGUAAACAAAAAUGCUCAUGCCCUAUAAAAAGAGUGAACAUUGUUCACAAAUCAGUCUAAAUGUGUGAUAGUGAGCACUUCUGCUUUGCUGAGA
Clarias gariepinus (North African catfish) is the source of this 3185-nucleotide messenger RNA. RefSeq names its product E4F transcription factor 1 (gene e4f1). Lineage: Eukaryota; Metazoa; Chordata; Actinopteri; Siluriformes; Clariidae. Bases 21 to 2126 code for a protein of 701 amino acids. Gene Ontology annotation, biological process: regulation of transcription by RNA polymerase II. The record is from RefSeq and is a predicted model, not a curated record. The transcript is spliced from 14 exons. Gene Ontology annotation, molecular function: RNA polymerase II cis-regulatory region sequence-specific DNA binding; DNA-binding transcription factor activity, RNA polymerase II-specific.